This is a messenger RNA of Dujonia railenensis, 675 nucleotides long. Lineage: Eukaryota; Fungi; Ascomycota; Pichiomycetes; Serinales; Debaryomycetaceae. The record is from the annotation of a GenBank genome assembly.
AUGUCUGACGUCGAAGAACAAUACGUUGAAGAACAACCAGUUGUCCAAGAAGAAUUACAGUUAGUUGAAUUAGCUACUGCCAUCCCAGCUGAUGUCCAAGCUGCUCAACAAGAAGUUAAGUUGUUCAACAAGUGGUCAUUUGAAGAUGUUGAAGUCAAGGAUGUUUCCUUAGUUGAUUACAUUCAAAUCAGACAACCAGUUUUUGUCUCUCACACCGCCGGUAGAUACGCUGCCAAGAGAUUCAGAAAGGCUCAAUGUCCAGUUGUUGAAAGAUUAACCAACUCUUUAAUGAUGAACGGUAGAAACAACGGUAAGAAAUUGAAGGCUGUCAGAAUCGUCAAGCACGCUUUAGAAAUCAUCCACGUUUUAACCGAACAAAACCCACUUCAAGUUGUUGUUGACGCUAUUGUCAACUCCGGUUGUAGAGAAGACUCCACCAGAAUCGGUUCUUCUGGUACCGUCAGAAGACAAGCUGUUGAUGUCUCCCCAUUAAGAAGAGUCAACCAAGCUGUCUCUUUAUUGACCAUUGGUGCUAGAGAAGCUGCCUUCAGAAACAUCAAGACUGUUGCUGAAUGUUUGGCUGAAGAAUUAAUUAACGCUGCUAAGGGUUCUUCUACCUCUUACGCUAUCAAAAAGAAGGAUGAAUUAGAAAGAGUUGCUAAAUCUAACCGUUAA